AUGGUUCAGCAAGACAUUGUAGAGACUACAGUGAUAAAAAAACAAGAAAUCGAUUCUUGGCAAGAACGGUUUCUGUACUUAAAACACAGCGAGUACCAUACGUCGACGGGAAUCGCAGCGAUUUUAACGAGUCCCACAUCGUUGCAGUUCGAGUCUGUAGCGGAAAAAACGGUGCAUGCUUCGCAGUAUGGGCUUCCACAGCAUAAACUGGUGCUGCUGUGUCACGGCCAUUCAGCACAUAAAAAUACGGUUUACAUGCCAAUGCUGGCUCAGAAACUAGCAGAUCUGGGGUACUACGUGCUACGCAUGGAUUUCCGAAGCAUGGGCGAGUCGGAACCCAACAGAGAUGAUCAUGUUGGACGCACGAUAGCCCAGGACUGCGAAGACAUCGAAACGGUGUACCAAUGGGUCCAAACUCGGCAGUGUGGAAAGCUGGUGGGCCACCAGCUCUUGCUUGACACAAUCGUGGCUCAUUCCCGCGGCGUGAUGUCCAUGUUCGAGUUUGCACGGUCGCGGUUCGUGCCAAACUUGGUCAACGCCUGCGGGCGGUUUGUGUCGCACGGUUUAUUCGAGAAAUCUCUCAAGCGAAACCCUAACUGGGACCGUGACGGUGGUUUCAAGUGCACAAUUCUCCGCUACGGAAAAUUGCAAGAGGUUUGGAUCCCCAAAGCGGAAACCAUGAGCGCUGCAACGGUAGAUACCGCCAGGUUUGCAGAAAUUGAUGCCCGGACCUCUGUGAUGUCAAUCUACGGGUCCAAUGACUCAGUCAUCCCACUCACUGCUCUGGCUCAGUAUUCCAACUUGUUCGAAGGUCGUCACACUGCAGAACUAGUUAUGUACGCAGACCAUAAUUUCUACGGUCUUCCAGAAGACCCCAACGUUGACCAGUUGCCUCUACGUAAAGGCCUUGUCAACUACAAUGUCAACGCCGUUGACCGUAUUGCAUCUUUCCUUACACCUGAGCAACAAUUGCAAAGGUUCUACAAAACCACGUUUUCGAUCCAGGAUUCUCUGAAUCCCUCGAGAACGUUUGCCCGUUGGUGCUUGCCCUACGAGUUUUCCCAUAUUUCGAAUUUCCGAGAUAUGGGGGGCUACAAGACUCGCAAUGGACAGCGAGUCAAACCACGGGUUCUUUUCAGAUCUGCCAAUCCUGUAGAUGUCUCGACAGAAGGUCUUCGCUAUCUCACUGACAAUUUGAAGGUUUCACGGGUAUUUGAUCUACGUCUGGCAAAGGAAAUCGAGGAAAAUGGUGUCAUUGCUGGUGUCAAGGUUGUGAAUCUUCCUUUCAACGAUCAAGAGGUCGCAGACCCUGAAGACAUGUCCUUAGCGUACAGAGGGAUGUUUUUAUCCCCGUUUACUUUCCCACAAGCCUACUUAGUGAUGCUUAAAAACAGCACAGCAGCAGUGGCCCAGUUCUUUCGCUACAUCGUGGAAGGUAGGUGUGAAUGUUCCAACGCAGCGCUUAUCCAUUGUGCAGGCGGAAAGGAUCGCACCGGUAUUCUGACGAUGCUAGUAUUAGGGCUUCUGGGUGUCGAUGAUGACACUAUUGCCAGAGAUUACGAGCUUACGACCAUUGGUCUGCAGACUGAAAUGAAAUUGUACAAGGCACUUCAAGAACGUGGUGAUGCGUAUUACAAGCUUUUGGACUCCGAAAAAUUGGCAAAGCAAUACAACGCAACACCAGAGUCGAUGUUCAGCAAUCUGAUCUCGUCAAAAUAUGAGUCGAUGCGACUAUUCUUGGAUGCGUUUAGGGCGAGGUACGAAUCUUUUGAAAAUUACUUCCGCACGACAGUUAGAUUAUCGACGCAAGACAUACAAGAUUUCAAGAGUGCGCUGCUGGAAUAA
Lachancea sp. 'fantastica' is the source of this 1845-nucleotide messenger RNA. The record is from the annotation of a GenBank genome assembly. Lineage: Eukaryota; Fungi; Ascomycota; Saccharomycetes; Saccharomycetales; Saccharomycetaceae.